AUUUUAAGCAAAGUAGGCCUUCCAGCAUGUAAUUGUGCUAGAGUAAAAAAGAAUUUUUAAGCAACCUGGGACUUCCAGUACCAAUAAAUGUCAUCCAAAUCAUAGACGAUCCUUCACUUCCUUUUCAAUUGCACCACUGCUUCUCCAUUCCUCUGAGCCAUGACUGAAGCAUCAUCACCAGCACCUCUCAAAGUUAUCCAAGUUUGUUCGUUGGCACCGUUUCAGGAACCAACCCUUUCCACCCUUGUUCCAACCUCUCUUCCGCUAACCUUCUUCGACCUCUUAUGGCUUCGAUUUCCACCUGGUCAACGUCUCUUCUUCUAUCACUUCCCACACCCAACCUCUUCAUUCCUUCAUUCUCUUCUUCCCUCUCUCAAACUUUCUCUUUCCCUCACUCUCCAACACUUCCUCCCUUUCUCUGGAACUCUCACAUGGCCCUCUCACUCUCCCAAACCCAUCAUCAACUAUCUCCCCGGCGACACCGUUUCCUUCACUGUUGCUGAGUCCGACCUAAACUUCAACCAUCUUUGCUCCCAUCUUUGUGAAGCAUCACAACGCCACCAUUUAGCACCCCACUUGGCCAAUUCCCAUGAUAAAGCAUCUCUGUUGGCGGUUCAAGUCACUCAUUUCCCAAACGCUGGCUUUUGCAUUGGAGUAACCACACACCAUGCAGCUUUCGACGGAAAAUCUUCAUCCAUGUUCAUCAAAGCAUGGGCCUUUAUAUGCUCUAACCUUCAAAACCCUACUACACCCACACCAACACCAUCCUUACCUCACCAUCUUUCGCCUAUCUUUGACAGAUCAUUGAUUAGAGACCCUUCUGGAUUGGCUGAACUGUACGCAGACCAGUGGAUGAAUCAUAAUGGUUCGAAUAACCGAAGUCUCAAGGUGUGGGAGUCUCUCACUGCAACACCGAGCGAUGGACUCAAAGGUUUGUUUGAAUUGACCCCUUCACAGAUUCAAAAGCUCAAACAAUACGGAAACUCAAAGGUCAAAGUGGCUGUUCAUCUGUCAACAUUUUCUGUUACGUGUGCGUAUGUGUUAGCGUGUUGGGUUAAAGCGAACCAAGUGAAGGAAGAAAAUGUGCUGUACAUAUUUGCUGUUGACUGUAGAAAGCGCUUGGAUCCUCCAAUUCCAGCCACGUAUUUUGGAAACUGCAUUAGAGGACAAUUCGUUUUGGCUUUGACUAAGGAGUUGGUUGGAAAAGAUGGGUUCAUUUGUGCUUUGGAGGGGAUAGUUGAGGCUUUGAAUAGGGUGAAGGAAGAGGGAGUGUUGAAAGGAGCAGAAAGAUCGGUUUCGAUUAUGCAUGACGCUGGGGAGGUUAGAAAAAUUUCUACAGGUGGGUCUCCGUUAUUUGAGGUUUAUAGCAUUGAUUUUGGGUGGGGAAGGCCAAAGAAGUCGGAUUUGGUAUCCGCAGACAAAACAAGAGCAUUUUCUCUCAGUGAAAGUAGGGAUAUCAGUGGAGGAAUUGAGAUUGGAUUGCUGUUACCUAAAACUGAGAUGGAAGAAUUUACUUCCGUUUUUGUCCAAGGAUUUGAUUCCUGUAUCGGAUGUGGAAAUCAAAGUCAACAGUCCAAUGUCUGAUAAGCUUUGAGCAUGUCCAAUGUCCAAGUCUGCUCAUAAGUUUGCAGUUUGUCAUUCGUUCGACAAGUUAGGAGAUUAAAGGUACUUCGUUCCAUGUCAAAGUUAAUGAAAACUUUCAGCUCAAGCUCAAGUACUAAUCGUAUAAUAAAUAUUAAUCACCUCUCUCGUUACUUUUUCUUAUAUGUUUCUGUACUGUGGUCGAGGGUCGAUCUUCUUUGUUCUGUUGUGAAAUCGUCAAUCUUCAGCCUUGUAGUUGAGCGUCCGGUUUACGGCGGCUUACCGGGCGGUAGAAUUCCCUUUCUGGUUAUGUUGGAUACAACACUUUUCCCACUUAUAAGAGCAAAUAUCUGCCCACUUUA
Vigna angularis (adzuki bean) is the source of this 1943-nucleotide messenger RNA. Its product is annotated as malonyl-CoA:anthocyanidin 5-O-glucoside-6''-O-malonyltransferase. The coding region runs from base 160 to 1584 and encodes 474 amino acids. The transcript has a single exon. The record is from RefSeq and is a predicted model, not a curated record. Lineage: Eukaryota; Viridiplantae; Streptophyta; Magnoliopsida; Fabales; Fabaceae.